Dacryopinax primogenitus is the source of this 1772-nucleotide messenger RNA. RefSeq lists its product as uncharacterized. The transcript has 7 exons. Gene Ontology annotation, cellular component: retromer, tubulation complex; endosome. NCBI's taxonomy places the organism in Eukaryota, Fungi, Basidiomycota, Dacrymycetes, Dacrymycetales, Dacrymycetaceae. Gene Ontology annotation, biological process: retrograde transport, endosome to Golgi; intracellular protein transport. Gene Ontology annotation, molecular function: phosphatidylinositol-3-phosphate binding. Bases 19 to 1677 code for a protein of 552 amino acids. The record is from RefSeq and is a predicted model, not a curated record.
UUAUCUGCCAUCACGAACAUGUCUAUGUACGACCCAUUGGGAAGUGAGGCUGCGGCGCCGACGUGGGGAAGUCCUACCCAUUCCCGGUCACCCAGUCCGGAAGCGCCCAGACGUUCAGCUCCUCUACCUCCGGCGCCUCUCAUCACGGACAAGAUUCCUCAAAUAUACGGGCAGCCCGAACCUGGCCUCAUCACACCGCAGAAUAGUGCUGUGAAUGGAGAGCGACUGGAGAGACCAGAUCAAUAUCUUCGCGUGAGGAUCACCGCGCUCGACAGAAACAAAAAGGACAUCUUGAUCCGACUGGACGCUCAAACCAAUCUUCCGAAUUUCAGCGGACAAACAUAUCGCAAUAUAUCUCGCUCGUAUGGCGAGUUCCAACGAUUCGCGGAGACGAUCAUCAUAAGCUGUCCACAGACGAUCGUGCCUGCCCUUCCACUUGCUCAGACAUCGGCACCCUCAGAUGAAGAGGAUGAUCGACUAGUAAAGCAUGCGAUUCAAAAGUGGAUCACACGUAUAUGCGAAAAUCCUGUGAUUCUGCAGGACGAGGAAUUACGGUCAUUUAUCGAAUCAGACUUUGGUUAUCAACCAAAUGUCAGAAUAAAAAAGAAAUCAACUGGCGGUGCUCUCUCGAUCCUUAGGCGCAAUGUCCCCGAUGACGACAAGGACCUCGCCAACGCUCGCUUAGAUCUGACCCGGCUUGAGAUGCAAUUCUCAGAAACCGCAAAAGCGAUGGAUAAGCUGAGCAAAGCAAAGAAGGCUCUCGCGGCAGCGUACUCAGAGUUGGGGACCAAAUUGAUCAGUGUUGCCACCGCUGAGCAGCAUCAAGGGCUUGCUACAGCUGAGAGGAAGUUUGGCAGAGUUUGGCAUGCCGCCGGAGAUAUUAUUAACUCCGAGGCUGCCGCAGAAUGCGUUAUCUUGGGCGACUCGCUCGGGUAUCAGGGAAUGAAUGCCAGAUCUGCUAAGGAGACGCUCAUCCAGCGGACGCAGGUUUUGGAGGAGUAUCAGUCGGCAGUGAAGAACACAAUCGCCAAGCGGAGGGCGAUAGAGCGGCUAAGGGCGAGCUCAAACAUCCGACCAGACAAGGUCGAUGAAGCUGUGGAAGAACUAGAUGAAGCAACCAAGCAAGAGGACAUGCUCUCGAAACGCGUGCACGGCAUGGGCCAGAACUUGCAUCAAGCACUUGCGACCCACUCUCGACACGCGCAUGAGGAUGUGACGUUGUCGCUAGCAGAGCACGCCCGAGCCAACAUCUUGUAUGAGCGCCAAGUACUACGAGAGCUCGAGACUCUGCGACCCGAUCUGCGGGCGAUAACUAAGAAACCCAUCCCUGCGCCCGUAAUCGCUCCACCUCCAACGAAUGGCGCCUCUGUUGUUCCUACUCCAACGGUUGUGCCACAGACAGCGCCUCUUGCUUCCUCGUCGUCAGUGCAUCAGCAGCGACCAUAUCCUGCGAGUGGGAGCCAGACUGGCCCUAUGAGCGGGCAGUUUACUUCCCAGCAGCCGACACCCACACAACCAAUCUAUUCGCCUCUUCCCGGCCCUUCAACCAGUGACCCGCUCAGCGCUUCACCGCGCCCAGGGGCAAGCAGGGUGAAUGUACUAGCAAGGAGUGUACAGAUCGAGAAGCCACGGUUGGAUCCGAGGGAAGCAGCGAGUAAGCUGGCGAACUUCCUGUGAGCAUGCGGCGUGAGAAUGGGAUGAGGACGGAGAUAGGAUACCAGACACUGCUAUAUCUGCUGUUUUGUACGGUCGUGAUCAUUAUAUGACAAAAU